Fraxinus pennsylvanica is the source of this 1317-nucleotide messenger RNA. NCBI's taxonomy places the organism in Eukaryota, Viridiplantae, Streptophyta, Magnoliopsida, Lamiales, Oleaceae. The record is from the annotation of a GenBank genome assembly.
AUGGCAAAAAAGAAGAGCUGGUUCAGCGUAUUUAAGAGAUUUUUCAUCUCGGAAACGUAUUCGAGAUUUGAAAAGGAUAAGAGAAAGAGAGGGGUGUUCUUCAAAUUCGUUAAGAGGAAACAAUUAGUUUCAACUCAAAGAGAAAGGACACCUGAGGAAGCAGAAGAGCAGAGCAUUCAUCACGAUGUAAACACAAAUGUUGCAGAAUCUGAUCAUUCUAAUAGCAUCAUUCAAUCUGCUGAUCAACAGGAGGAUACAGAAAAAUCAUCUGAAAUCGACGUUAAUGCGAUCCCUCUGCAACUUUCUCAUCAGGAUGUCAGUGGAGUUCAAGAUCUCGCUGCCACCAGGAUUCAAGCUGUUUUCCGCGGUUACCUGGCAAGGAAAGCACUACGAGCACUUAAAGGAGUCGUCAAACUUCAAGCUCUUAUUCGAGGGUGGGGGGUACGGCGCCAAGCUAUUAACACCCUCAAGUGUCUGCAGACAAUUGUAAAUAUCCAGUCAGAAGUUUGUGCAAAGAGGUGUGAAAGAGUUAAGGGCACUCAACAUUUUCAAGAAUAUAAGCCACAAGAUUUGGGAGAAAAGGACAUAAAGAUAGAUUUAAAUAGCCAGAAAAGGUGGGAUGACAGCACAUUAACAAAGGAAGAAGCAAAAGUCCAGAUCUUAAGCAAGAAAGAGGCUGCUAUUAAGAGAGAAAGGAUAAAGGAAUACUACUUGCACCAUCGGAGAUCAGCAGAAUCAGAACGCGACAAGGUAUCCGGAAGACGAAGAUACUGGUUAGAACAAUGGGUAGAUGCCCAACUAGCUAAAAGAGAUGAUCUCGUAAACUUGGACACGGCUAAUGCAAGAAACAACAGAGAUGACCUUGGGAACAGACUUCUCAAGUUAAGAAUUAUGCAAAAACAAUAUCAAUCAGAACAUCAGGAUUCUACGCCAAGAAAAUCAUUUUAUCACAGAAAACAGCUAUCGGUAGGGGAAAACAGUGAUUUUCUAGGUUCUCCUGCCAUUCCUACAUACAUGGCAGCCACCGAAUCUGCCAAAGCAAAAGUCAGAUCAAUGAGCUCACCAAGAUUAAGACCAAUAAAUAUAGACGUUUGUUCUGAGAUUAAUUCUCCAUAUAAGCAGAGGCUCUCUCCCAUAUCAUCGAUCAAUAGUGAGUUGACGAGCAGGAGUUGGAUUCGGAAUGCUGUUGGUUCGUCAGAAAGAUCUCCUCAGUUGAAAGGUUUAGCUGGUCCUGUAAAAUCCAGCAGAACUAUAAAGGACCUCCACCUGGAUUUUGAAGGUUCAUUACCAAACUGCGAUAGGCGUUGCACCAAUUGA